Messenger RNA from Dicrocoelium dendriticum, 4078 nucleotides. The record is from the annotation of a GenBank genome assembly. NCBI's taxonomy places the organism in Eukaryota, Metazoa, Platyhelminthes, Trematoda, Plagiorchiida, Dicrocoeliidae.
GGAGACACACCUAAAAUUGAUUGGUCCGUUUAUGCGUGACCACUGGCGCUGCGCAAAACAGAACCAGCCUGCAGGCUUUUAUCUCGGUGCAAAUAUGAUAAUUGGAGGAACAUGGAGCUACAUCGGUUGCUAGCAAUAUUGUCCGAGGAAAUCCUAAUUUAUUUCCUUUGUUUUUCACUUUCUCAAUCUUUUCCCACACAUAACUGUGGUUAUGAUGCCUGCGAUCUUGGCAAACGGGGUUUUCUCAACGUUCACCUCAUCCCCCACACUCACGACGAUGUUGGGUGGCUGAAGACAGUCGAUCAGUACUACUAUGGUUCGAUGAAUCAUAUCCAACGAGCUGGAGUCCAAUAUAUUCUGGACUCCGUAGUUGAUGCCCUAGCAGCUGAUCCGGCCCGACGCUUCACUUACGUUGAAGUUGCCUUCUUCGACCGAUGGUGGCGGUCUCAGCCGGAUUCUGUGAAACAAUUGGUAAAGAAUCUGGUUAAUUCUGGUCAGUUACAAUUCGCCCUGGGCGCAUGGUCCAUGUCUGAUGAGGCGACGGUAUUCUACAGCGAUGCAAUCGAUCAAAUGACCAGAGGUCGUGCUACCUUGCGAACGUUGUUCGGCGAAUGCGGUAAUCCACUUGUAUCUUGGCAGAUCGAUCCAUUCGGACAUGCAAGGGACCACGCAGAAUUAUUUCGUGAGUCUGGCCUUGAUGCUGUGUUCUUCCAGCGUAUGGAUUACAGAGAAAAGUCCGCACGCCGAGAAACAAAAAGUCUAGAAGUGUUGUGGGACACUGGGACGCAACCGAAUGGUACCGCUUAUGGUCUGUUCACUAGUAUGCUGUACGACACCUAUUGUUAUCCGCCUACGUUUUGCUUUGACGACAAGUGUGAUGAUGAACCGAUUAUGGACGAUUCAGAAUUGCGUCUCAACAAUGUGGACGAACGUGUGGAACAGUUUCUGCAAUAUAUUAACAAAGUUCGAAAUGCAUUUUCUACCAACCAUAUCUUGGUGCCAAUGGGAUGUGAUUUUACGUACGAAAAUGCUAACGUGAACUUUAAGAACACGGAUAAGUUGAUACGGUAUGUUAAUCGGCGACAAUCGCAAGGAAGUGACGUGAAUUUGCUUUAUUCCACUCCACAAUGCUACACCAAGGCCGUGAAUAUCGCUUUUCAACAGAUGCGGGCAAUUGACCUCCGCAGGGGCGAUUUCUUUCCCUAUGCGAGUGGCCCAAAUUCAUACUGGACUGGAUAUUACAGCAGCCGCCCGGCAUUAAAGGCUUACGUGAGGCAAACUUCUACCUUGCUUACGAUGUGUGAACAGAUACAUCUGUUCGCCAACCGGAUCCUCAGUUCUAGCAACCGGGAGUGGAUGGAUGCCCAGGAAGAAUACGUCGAUAGCCUACGCAGAGCAAUGGGCGUGUUACAGCACCAUGACGCCGUGACUGGGACCGAAAAACAACUUGUGGCCGAUGACUAUGCUUUAACUUUAUCACGCGCAUCCACUGCCUGCCAAGCUGUGAUUUCCCAUGGGAUGCUUCGUUUAAUGCCAAACUUACUACAUCUAACCGGUGGCGCACUACCGGCAUUUUGCGAUCUGCUCAAUAUCAGCCUCUGCACUGCUACGGAAGGUUAUUUACCAUAUUUAAACUCUACUGGAAAAGGCGGUGUUUAUAUAUUCGUUUACAAUCCGAAUGGAUGGAGUUUAUGGAACGAAUGGGUUCGAAUUCCAAUUUACAUCGAUCCACUAGAAAGCAACCAGCUUUCUGUCGUCCUCUAUGAUGUGCGAGCUGCGGGAAAAAACCUCCUAUCGUAUCAGAUAGUGCCGAUAAAUAAGCGAACAAUGCAAAUUCCAGAGCGACAGGCUUCGGCUCGUUCUGCGAAUACUGAACUUGUUUUCAAUCUUGGAUCUUCUGGGUUGCCGACAUUACCUAUGGGCUUUACAACUCUCCAUUUAUCAAUAAGCAAGCAAAAAGCAGUAGCUAAGUCGGCGUGGUCACAUCAUUCAAAUCCAUCUAGAUGCGUUCAAGCUCCUCUUGUGUCCCAAACUACAGCACUGCAUUUGGAAGUCGGCAGUAGCCCGGAUCCACUGGUCAUUGUGGCCGAACAUCUAGCCACUGGAACACAGCUUCGAUUAACUGUUGAAAUGCUGUAUUACUUCGGUGAAACCAACGGAAUGCAAUCCUCUGGAGCUUAUGUGUUUUUGCCGAAAAACAAAGAUAUGAUUCAGAAAUUUGAGACACCUAGUUUUGAACAUCUGAAAGGAGCUUGCGUGGAAGAAGUUUACUUGAAUUACAGUCACUGGGCUUCGUUGGUCGUCCGCUUGUACAAUAACGGAGAAUUGGAAGUACAGUGGACAGCUGGACCAAUUCCUGACGGUUGGCGCCAGUUCAGCCGGGAGCUGAUUAUAAGGUACACCGUGCAAGGAGACGCAAUACUGCCGCAAACGACAGGCGAGUUCUACACGGAUUCCGCUGGCCGGCGCCUUAUCAAACGGGUAAGGCAUAUGCGCCCUGAUUGGAACAUCUCCCAAGUGUUUCGAGAGACACAACCGGUGGCUGGCAACUAUUAUCCAAUUGUCAAUCGGAUCAUGCUUAAAGGUAGUUCAUCGGAAACAUCUUUUCACCGUGAAACAAGAGGAUCGUGGCCAGCAAUGGGAUUCGCCGUUUACACGGAUCGCGCACAGGGUGGGAGCAGCCUGCAGGAUGGGCAAGUUGAGUUGAUGGUCCAUCGCCGCUUGGUUCGGGAUGAUGGCUAUGGAGUUGGUGAGCCGCUCACGGAGAAUGGUGUAGAUCACAAUGGUCUUAUCGUCCGCGGUCGUCAUAUCUUGAGACUUGAUGAACUGGCAAUUAUCGAAGAGGAAGAUUCUCUGACAUCCAGGCUUGUGACAAGAAAGCCAAUAUUUUUAUUUGCUCCUUUCGUUGAAGAGCCAGAACAAGUGGAGGAUAUAGAAUGGAAUGCACUAAACUCAGUUAUCCCGCCACAAUUAUAUAUACUUAGUUUGGUCCCUUGGCCAUUGUUGAAAACCGCCGCAACGACAAUUGACCAAAUAUUGUUGCGUAUUGAGCAUCUGGCGCAGGGCGAUAUAAACGGUACCUUCUGCAAACCCUAUGAAUUGGACGUGACCAACAUGUUUCGAGGAAUCAUAGUGACCAAUGCACAGACAGUGACGCUGACGGCUGAUCAGUUGAAAUCUGUAGCCGAUGCUAAGCGGUUAAAUUGGCCGAACAACCAUAUGGGUGCAGCAGAAGAUUCACUACCUGAAUCUUCACAUGUACGAAACAGAAACGGAGUCAUUUUAUCAAUCCCAGUUGGGUCGAUUGCAUCCUUUGUGUUAGACUACCGGAAGACAAGUUAAGCGGAAUCGUCUUGUGUCUCGACGUGCAAUAUAUACCUGAUUUGAGAAAUAGUUCCUAUUCUUUUUGGCAAGCUGCCUAAAACCAUUUCGAAGUAAGCUUCAUCACGUAAUAUCUACCCACUGUGCACCGGACACACACGUACAGCAGCUGUCUUCUAUCUGUGUUCUUUAUUUAUAAUGAACAUGACCAAAAGUUUGAUUUGAAAUAAAUGAGAAUAUUCGUAGCUCGAUGUGUGGAUGUGGAUUUUGAGCUGUUUUUCGAACUGCACAAUAAUCAUUCAGCUCGGAGAACAGCACAAAAUCCAUAAAAGUUUAUGUUCUCUGUCAUUGUCAGAUGAGUAGUUUCAGUUGUGUCUCGCCUGCAAAACAAUAUAUGAUACGUUUGGCUGUGAAAAAAGUUUCCCAUAGCACUGAAAGCAAUACGUGCGCUGAUCUUUUGGAUAUAGCAGCUUUACCCGAUAGAGAAGUCGAUCACGAGGUCCACCCCAGUGAAUCGACAUAAGCUGCAGGUCCAUAGUUCUGUGUUGCAGAAACGCAAUCUUGUGAGGUAGGUAACGCCACGCAUCACUAUGAUUCUGGGCCGUGGACUCCCUAUUAGUUGAAGGUUGCAUGGUGAACCUACUGAAAUACUGCUAACCACAGGACUAGGCUUCAAUAAACUGAGAAUUUGGCGGACUGUCCUAAAAACUUUGAUUAGUGUACAGUGAAUGAACACGGGUGUUACUUAAUGUUUUGG